Aquila chrysaetos chrysaetos is the source of this 671-nucleotide messenger RNA. Its product is annotated as E3 ubiquitin-protein ligase RNF5-like. The coding region runs from base 26 to 523 and encodes 165 amino acids. Gene Ontology annotation, molecular function: ubiquitin protein ligase activity; ubiquitin-like protein conjugating enzyme binding. Gene Ontology annotation, cellular component: endoplasmic reticulum. The record is from RefSeq and is a predicted model, not a curated record. Gene Ontology annotation, biological process: ubiquitin-dependent protein catabolic process. The transcript has 6 exons. Lineage: Eukaryota; Metazoa; Chordata; Aves; Accipitriformes; Accipitridae.
GGCAAGGCAGGCGGGGAGGUGGAAGAUGGCGGCGGGCGCGGGGGCGCCGGACGGGGGCCCCGAGGGGCCAAACCGCGGCGGCGCCUUCGCCUGCAAUCUCUGCCUGGAGCCCGCGCGCGACGCCGUGAUUGGCCGCUGCGGGCACCUGUACUGCUGGCCCUGCCUGCACCAGUGGCUGCUGACGCGGCCCCGCUGCGCUGUCUGUGGGGCUGGGAUCAGCCGUGACACCGUCGUGCCCCUCUACGGGCGGGACAGCGCCCGCCGGGACCCCCGGCUGGAGACCCCCCCCCGACCCCGUGGACAGCGCCCAGAGCCCGAGACCCAGGGGGUGCCCCCCGCCGGCCCCGGCAGCAGCUUCCACGUGGCCUUUGGCUUCGGAGCGUUCCCCUUCGCCUUCUUCAGCACCGUCCCGCAGCCCCCCCCGACUGGCACAGGGGAUGCUGGGGACCCCCCUGCGGGCUCGCUGGACUCCGUCUUCCUCUUCAUCGCUGCCGCCUUCUUCCUCUGGCUGCUCAGCGUCUGACCCUGGGGGGGGCUACAUGGGGUGGAGGGGGUCUCCGGGACCCCACAGAACCCCCCCCAACCCAGCUGGAUGCUGCAGGAGCCCUGGGCCCCCCCGCGGGGUUUUGCUGCCCCCCAGCCCCCCCCCAAACUGUGAUUAAAGCUGCACC